Mycena indigotica is the source of this 1779-nucleotide messenger RNA. Its product is annotated as WD40 repeat-like protein. Bases 1 to 1779 code for a protein of 592 amino acids. The transcript has a single exon. NCBI's taxonomy places the organism in Eukaryota, Fungi, Basidiomycota, Agaricomycetes, Agaricales, Mycenaceae. The record is from RefSeq and is a predicted model, not a curated record.
AUGAGUUACCCUCGAACCCCAUUCAUAGGCCAACUGGACAGCUUCUUCUGUCCCAACGAUGAUGACAUAUCCGCAAUCCAAACCCUCAUUUCCGAGCCUCGAGCUCGAUUGGUCCAAAUCAACAUGGAUAUCACAAAAACUAUGACAGUACUGAAGGACCUCGAGAAGCAGCGACGUUCUCUCCGUCGUUACAUAUUCUCACACGAAUCUCUCCUCGCGCCGAUUCGGCGCCUCCCGCCAUAUCUUCUCCAAGAAAUUUUUCUUGCUUGCCUCCCCACGGAACAUAACGCUGUUUUUGACAUAUCUGCGGCACCGCUGCUUUUCGGGACAGUCUGUCGCUAUUGGCGCAAGCUAUCGCACGAGACUCCGCUACUAUGGAGUAGCUUUUUUGCUAGCGGCGAUCCCCGUUCAGGCUACUAUCCUCGUCACAACUUGAAUCCGCUACGACAGAACUCGAGCUUGAAUUUCAAUGCCAAUGCCCCAUCGUUUGGCGAAAUGCUUGAUCGGUGGUUUUCUCGUGCCGGUUCCAGUCCGAUUCGUAUCUCUUAUAAAGAGCGGCAUGUACGCCGGGCAUGGGCCGCCGAGGCCGGGGAUGCCCUCAUGACCAGCGAUGAUCAACAUGGCUUCAACGCAACUAUGUUGCGAGCGAUACUCAACAUACGCAGUCGUAUUGAAAGUCUCGAUGUAUGGAGCGGCGGCGGCAAUACAAUACUUCUCGAGUCGCUCUUAUCACAGCAACCAGAAUCAAUGCCUGCACUAAAGCAUGCUCGCUUUGUUUGCGAUACUGCUGUCGCAGUUGGUAGUGGGCCGGCCGCGGCGCAAGGUCUCCAAGUCGGAGUCUUCGAAAAGUCUGUCAUUCUCCAAAACCUCAAUCUCAAGUCCAUAUGUCUCGUUGGUCCUGGCAACCCACUAGAAAUCCCGCUUCCAUGGAGCCACCUAUCUGUGCUUAGACUUGUCUGUAAACCUCUCAGACACAGUUCUCCUGCCCUAUUGGGUGGAUUGGACCUUAGCGGAGCGCACCAGAUCCUCGCCCGGUGUCCUCGUUUGAUCUGCUGCGACAUCGCAAUCACUCAAGGGGGUGAUUUGACUCGUGCCUGUCGAGUGGCACUUUUGUCUUUGGAGGAACUAUUCUUGGGCUCCAUGAUGGAGCAGCGUAUUCUGUCAUUCAUUGUGCAGUCAUUGGAGGUCGAACCCCUCUUGCAUCUCCUUGACAUGCCGAAACUACGAGCAUUUGGAGUUGGUGCCAGUACCGCUCACGAGAUCUGCCCGCGAUCCCUACUGUUGCCCGGAGAACAAGUUACGGAGUUCAACACCAGCUUCAUCUCCCUGUCCUCAAUACUUGAAGCGCUGCGAGAGGUGCCGCAAACAACCACUCUGCGUUUGAUCGCACACGACGGCGAUGUUUUUAGCGGCUGGGGUCCCAGCUAUGCGACCUUUUUCCAGAACACCGAGAGUGAGCAACUGGUCCCCCGACUGCGGCAUCUAUAUAUCGAAGUAAAAGCUUCCAGCCUAGAGGCAGCUCGGACCGGCAUCGUGCCGUUGCUUUCAUCUUCACGCACACUCCAGACAAUAACUUUGCGCUUUCCGACAGAGGAUACUACGCCAGAUAGUAUCAAAGAUGAAUUACUGGAGCUCGGGAAUAGUCACAGCAUUCGAAUCGAAUUCGUCUAUCCACCGCCUGAGGCCCCAACCACAACGCCCGAGGAUCUGCUUCGUCUCUUGGAGCACUUCCGAAACUUGCAGCAACCCAUCGACCUUGUAUAUCAGGAGGAGGAGUAG